Blepharisma stoltei is the source of this 2487-nucleotide messenger RNA. NCBI's taxonomy places the organism in Eukaryota, Ciliophora, Heterotrichea, Heterotrichida, Blepharismidae. The record is from the annotation of a GenBank genome assembly.
AUGCUAAACACAGAAAAUUCUCAGCGAGUCCUUCCUUCACCGGAAGAAAUCUAUAGUGACAGCUCAUCAGAGUCUAUGAGAGGCAAGUCUGCUCAUGAAACUAAAGAAAAUAGUUCAGGACUUCUCUCCCGCAUCAGAGCGGUUCGAGCUUCUGCAGAUGAUUAGAUUUAGAUUAAAUUAUAGCGGUUCUCUGGGAAUUAUUUCAGUCCUUCUCCUUCUUAUGGAUAGCUUCGUUGGCGCUAAGCGUUGUCCUCACACCAACUUUUUGCUUCUGAAGUCACCAAAAAAUGGUGAUGUAGCAGGUCUAGCGGGGAGACAACCUUAACGAUCAGUAUCGAAGCCCCACAAUCAGCUGAAAGGCUCCCUUAACCUCUGAUAGGGCUCAAAAGUAUGGGUGAGUCUUGCCUACUCAUGGCCUGUCAGAGCCAUAUCGCAGGCUCGAGAAUUGUAGCGUAGGACUUUGUGUAGGGUCAUCUGCAGUAAGAAAAAAAGUCCUAAGGUCAUCCUCUAAGCUAAAACCCACCCCAAAGAACUAUCUCCAUAUAGCUCACCUUUCCGGCCCCUGAUCAGCUCACGAGGAUUUCACGUAAGAUCACCCAUUUUAAUAAUUCUUCUGCAGAUGAGGAUUCUCAGGUUGAACUUGAGUAUCACUAUAAGCAGUUUCUAACAGCAAUAAUAAUCCAUACCGUUCAUUCAAUCGCUGGACCAGCUUCUCUGCCUCUUUUGUUUUGGAUUUAUGGAAAGUACAUUUGCACGAAUAUUGGUUUUGGGAAUACCCGAUUUUACUAUAUGGAAGUCUUGAUAUGGAUAUGAACGGUGCAGAUAAUUUAAAGAUCUUUUAUUUUGAUGGUUCUUGUCUUUGUGAGAUUUUUUUUUAAUAAAACUAUAGAGCUAUUUGUAAAACGCAAGAAGAAAUAGAUUAAAAAAUCUUGAAAUAAUUUACAAGCAAAAAGUCCCUAAAAUAAUAGCCUAAAACAAUUUGCAAAAUAAUCAUGAUUAGACAUAGCAAUAAGUAGAUAAAUAUAUUUAAAAAUGCAAAAAAAACCCAAAUGAAAAAAUAUGACCAAAAAAGUCUAUGUUGGUAAUUUACCAUGAAGACCAGAAUGGUGCUGAUUAUUGUAUUUUGGUCUGUAAAUACCAAAGAUUUUGAACUAUGACAGUGCUUAAUUUUUACAAGCAUAUGCACUCAGCUCCUAAGAAUGACCCUUAUUUCUUUAAAAUACGGGUACUAUACUGUUGAUAGGUGGACGCUUAUGGGGAUGGAAAUGAUUCCUACAAAGAAGCUAGCAGGCGAGUUUUUAAUUCAUUCAUGGCUUAGACUUCCAGUUGAAGUCAUUGAUCACGAACUAAUUCAAGCUUUUAACAGGCUCAAUAAGUCCCCAUGCGAUCUUUGCAUGACUUUUGAAAUGCCGCUUGCUGAUUCAUGCAAAGAGUGCAUGGCUAACUCCCUAUUUAUGAAAAUUGUUUUGGAUAAAAGAUUAUAAGUUAUAUUAAAUUUAUAAGUCAAAAAUAUUAAAUAAAGAAUGUAAGUAUCAGGCUGAAUAUGGAAUUGAGAUCUUGCAUAAAGAUCCAGAACCUCAUAAAGGAAACGAAUGCUAUUCUACGAUGAUUCUAGCAAGACUUAUGAUUGAAUUUGUUGUAGAGCAUACUAAGAUCCGGCUCGAAGUUAUCAUGCUUAAGCUUUUUGCUAUUACUUAUAGCCUGUUACCAUUUUUGGUAAGAUACCUUAAGCAGGACAAAAUGCAAGGCACGGAUCCUUUAUUUAUUAUAUUCGCUAUAUGAAGCUCUUUCAUGAACUUUAGGCUUAGUUAUGGCUUUAUCUUAUUUAUUUACAUUGGCGUUUUUGAUUUCAGACGAAAAAAAAUGCUGAUGGACCAAUGCUCAACCAUGAUUAGCGAUAAGGAAAUCAUCGGGACGUUCUCUUAUGAGCACAACACCCCAUUGCUCAAUAUGCAAGACCCGAGAACAGUCGAGUCUUGAUAUUCAAUGAGGCAAGCUUUCUUAGAUUUUGGGAGAAAAUACACUUAUCGGAUUUUUUUGUAUGCUGGCCUUGUGCUUGCUUUAUGCUUCGUUAUUCUUGUUUUUGUCUUGCUGCAGCUAUUUAGCCCUCAGCAGAAUAUAAAGAGCAGUUCUUUUACGUCCAUAUUCUUUUUGACUAUCAUUUGUCUUGGAUUUAUCAUUCACAUGAUAAUAUCAGGAGUCGAGCUAAACCGUGCCUUUGCUGUGCAUAGGGAUUUAUUGCUGAAUAUAAUGGAAUUAUUAGUAAAAGAGUCUGAUUAUAAGGACGACGAUUGUACACAGUCGUCGUUGAAAAUUCUUGAGCUGGAAAUCAAAAAGCUUGAGCAAGAUGAAUUGCUGCGACCUAUAAAAAUCAUGGGAGUCAGAACUGAUUCUGUAUUUUUUGCUAAAAUGUUGGCUGUAUUUUUUAGUGGGGUGCUUGCAAUAGGACAACUGUAUCUUAAAAGCAACUCAAAUAAUGUUAUAUAA